AUGACACCCUUUCUCUCACUCUAUUUCUGUCUCUCGUCCCACUCUAUCAUUCACCCUGUCACCCUCUCUCCAAUUGCACACUAUAUCCCCACUCUUUUUCUCUCUUCAUCUCUCUCCAUCUAUACCCGUCUCUCUACCUGUAACCCCCCUCUCGUACGUCUCUAUUCCUCUCCUAUUCCUCUCUCCCCUACUAUAUACUCUCCUGUCCCUCUCAAUUCCUCUCCCUGUUCAUUCUCCGUUUUGUCUCAUCCCACCUUAUCCUUCUCUUUAUCAUUUUCUCUCUCGAGCUGUACCCUCUUUCUAACCCUCUCGUUUCAACCUGUACACCUCUUUUCUCUUUAUUCCUCUCCCUCUACCUGUAACCUUCUCUUGCCCUUCUCUAUCCCUCCGUGUUACUCUCUCUCUCUACCGUUACCUCUCUUUCUCUGCUACAUAUACUUCUCUCUAUUUCCCUUUCUCUCCACUUGCCACAUUCUCUAUCUAUUCUUUAUAUCUCUCUGUAUUCCCCCCUCUCUCUCCCCUUUUACUCACACUCUCUUUUUGCCCUGA
Messenger RNA from Acanthosepion pharaonis, 549 nucleotides. The record is from the annotation of a GenBank genome assembly. Lineage: Eukaryota; Metazoa; Mollusca; Cephalopoda; Sepiida; Sepiidae.